Antechinus flavipes (yellow-footed antechinus) is the source of this 1536-nucleotide messenger RNA. Its product is annotated as vomeronasal type-2 receptor 26-like. The coding region runs from base 1 to 1536 and encodes 511 amino acids. The record is from RefSeq and is a predicted model, not a curated record. The transcript has 4 exons. Gene Ontology annotation, molecular function: G protein-coupled receptor activity. Lineage: Eukaryota; Metazoa; Chordata; Mammalia; Dasyuromorphia; Dasyuridae. Gene Ontology annotation, cellular component: membrane. Gene Ontology annotation, biological process: G protein-coupled receptor signaling pathway.
AUGUUCAAACAAUAUCACUAUUUCCUUGUUCUUCAAUAUGCUGUUGAUGAGAUCAACAAGAACCCCUAUUUGCUGCCCAACAUAACUUUGGGAUAUCAGUUACUCAAUAACUUCCAUCUGGAGAAACUAGCUGUGGAGAGCUCCUUAAUAUGGCUAUCAGGGAGAGGUCCCAUUAUCCCCAAUUAUAGCUGUGAUAAACAGUCCAGUUCGGUGGCUGUCAUUGGAGGGAUGUCCGCUACACUUUCCAUGGCCAUGGCCACCAUUCUCCAACUGUAUAAAGUUCCACAGCUCCACCACUUUCUGAAAUCCAUCAAUUCUGUCAAUAAUGCCAGUGAUGAGCCAUGUCAGGAUGGAGUCCAGCCAGCUGCAGAGACAUAUGAUAUACUGAAUUAUAAAUCCUUCCCUGGCCAGAUAGAGACGCUGGUCAAAGUGGGUGAAGUGUAUCCUCUUGCCCAGAGAUUCACCAUUAAGGAAGAAGACAUAGAUUGGCCAGAAGAUUUCCAUCAGACUCCAAUUUCUAGAUGCAAUCUGAAGUGUGGCCCUGGAUUCCAAAAGACAGCUCUUGAAAGACAGGCCAGGUGUUGCUAUGCUUGCAAUCCAUGUCCUGAAGGGACAAUUUCCAACCAGAAAGAUGCAGAGAAGUGCCUGCAGUGUCCUGAAGAUCAAUACCCAAAUAGGGAAAGAGAUCAUUGCCUCCCCAGGACUGUGACUUACCUGGCCUAUGAGGAACCUCUGGGAAUGACGCUGGCCUGUGUAGCCAUCUGCUUCUCCCUCUUCACUGUGCUGGUCCUGGGAGUCUUUGUGAAGCACAGAGACACCCCCAUAGUCAAAGCCAAUAACCGCAGUCUCAGCUACACUCUGCUGGUCUCCCUCAGCCUCUGCUUCCUCUGCUCCUUGCUCUUCAUCGGCCAUCCUACCACAGCCACCUGCCUGCUGCGCCAAACCACAUUUGCAAUUGUCUUCACAGUGGCCGUUUCCUCCAUUUUGGCUAAAACCAUCACUGUGGUUCUGGCCUUCAGGGCCACCAAACCAGGGAACAGGCUCAGGAGGUUCCUGGGAUCCACUGCAUCUUACUCUCUCAUUUUCACCUGCACCCUCAUCCAAAUGUGUCUCUGUGGCAUCUGGCUUGGGACAUACCCUCCCUUCCUGGAGAUGGACAUCCACUCUGAACCUGGCUCCAUUAUCAUCCAGUGCAACGAGGGCUCCCUCCUCAUCUUCUACUGUGUCCUGGGCUACAUGGCCUUGCUGGCCUUGGCAAGCUUCACUAUGGCUUUCCUGGCCAGGAACCUGCCAGAUACUUUCAACGAAGCCAAGUUCCUGACCUUCAGCAUGCUUGUGUUCUGCAGCGUCUGGAUCUCCUUCCUGCCCUCGUACCAGAGCUCCAAGGGCAAGGCCAUUGUGGCCUUGGAAGUCUUUGCCAUCUUGACCUCCAGUGCUGGGAUUCUCGUUUGCAUCUUUGCUCCUAAGUGCUUUGUGAUCCUUCUAAGAUCAGAACAAAAUACUCUGGGGAUACUUAAAAAGAAAGUUACUUCCUGA